Molecule: messenger RNA, 5651 nt
Organism: Styela clava
Lineage: Eukaryota; Metazoa; Chordata; Ascidiacea; Stolidobranchia; Styelidae
Source: RefSeq, a predicted model, not a curated record
AAAAUGAUGCACGAAAUGUCUGCUCCAUCUGGAGGAGUGGGUUCGUCCAGUGUAGGGAGCAGAUUAGCUGGUGAAGAACCUCCUCCUUCCGCGACAAAUGGGUCGCAGAGUGGUGACAGUUAUCAGCCUUUUGGAGCCCCCAAACAGUCACCCAUAUACACACCUUCGGCUGUUAAGCAAUCAGGGUUUUCAAACGGCAACACUGGAUUUCAAAAACCUGCUGCCGGUGCAAGCAAUCUUAGCAUGCAAGCAAUGACACAAACAGCCAUGGAAAAGGCAGAAUUUUUGAAGUCUUGGAGUGUAAAAACGUACAAAUGUACAAAGCAAAUAUUAUCAGAAAGAUUGGGCCGCGGAACAAAAACCGUUGAUGUAGAGCUAGAAGCGAAAAUUGAAAUACUACGAGACACAAAACGCAAAUAUGAAAAUCUUGCUGCAGUUUCACAGGCUUUGAGCACUCAUAUUUCAAACAUGAUGCAAGCCCAACGUGUACUCAGUGAAGCGUUUAAUGAGCUUUCUCACAAGUCAAACGAGUUGAAAGAAGAGUUUCGGUACAAUUCGGACACUCAACAAGUUCUUGUGAAAAAUGGUGAAAGCUUGCUUGCAGCUAUUCAAUUUUUCAUUAACGGCAUCAAUACAUUGUGUAAAAAGACCAUGGAAGACACUCUCCUAACGGUUACGAAGUACGAACAGGCAAGAGUGGAAUUCGAUGCUUAUCGGACUGAGUUGGAAACUUUGGCACUAUCUCCGAGAACAGCAGCAACUGUUUCAAAACAAGGAGCCGCUGAAGUUAACUUCAACAAACAGAAAGAACUUUAUGAAAAACUGAGGAAAGAUGUUGGAGUAAAACUUCAGUUUUUGGAUGAAAAUCGUGUCAAAGUCAUGCAGAAACACCUCCUAUUGUUCCACAAUGCUGUAACUGCAUUUUUUGCAGGAAAUCAACAGAUGCUUGAAGCUACGUUACAACAAUUUAGCGUAGCUCCGAAGUUACCAGGACAAACCAAGUCAUCUUUUCUAGAGAAGGAAUAAACUAUGAGUCGGACAAAUUUGCGAUGUGCAAAUGUUAGUUUAUGAAUAAAUAUGUUAUGUUAAGAUUUGCACAAAUGAAGCAAACCCCCAGAAAAACAAAACUAUGCUCUUGGUGCUUUUAUACUUUGUGAAAACAAAUACGUAUUUUUUUGGUAUGAGUGGAGGUAUAUUCAUCGUAUCGCAUAACAUUCUUGCUUAAUUCUAAUCUAUGAUAAAUACAACAAGUCGAUUGUUGGACUAUAAUGCGACAUGACCACUGAUCUGACCGGGAUUCUCAGAUCCAAUAUUCUUUGUAGAAGGUUACUGGUUUAAAUUUUCUUCAUGUACAUCUAAUUUGGAUUCUGAUAUCGAAAGUUGUAAAGUUAAUUUUGCGAAACAGUAAGUUUAUUAUUUAAAUGACCCUUUAUGGGCUUGGAAACCUUCCCUCAUUCCCGAAUUAUCGCAUAUAUUCUACAAUCAAUUGGACAACCAACAUCUGCUGACCUUUUCUUCUCAAUAAUAGUCCCAUUUGUAACUCCUAUUAAUGUGUCAGAUGUUUUUUGGGUGCUACUAUCAACAUUGAUAUUCCCCCUUGAUUUGAGCAUCAUUCCCUUGAAAAAAACGAUGCAUUUGAAAUGGAUAUAUCAAUUUAACUCUUGUACUCUCAGUUAUGGAAACUUAGUAAUGACAAUCUUUCUUCUAAAAUUACUCAUUUAGCUUGUUGAUGUCUGUUUAGUUUUUCGUAGCAAAUUGGCAACUUUAUUUUAUCGUAGAUUUGUCUUAUUUACUGAUAUAGUAUAAUUAGUAUGGUUGCUUUUUAUUAGCCAAUCAUUUCCUUUAUUAUUUAACAUUGUCUGAUAUUUCUUACCGUUUUAUUGUGAAAUUUGUAUCAUUUAACUUGAGCAUUCCUUUAUGAAGUAUAUCUCAUUUGUGGGUGUUCUCUCCUGUAUUAUUAAGCACAAUUUUGAUUUGUAUAUAUGUGCCAAGGCAAUGGACCAUAUCAAGCUGUCCUAUUCUACCUUUACUUGUGUGGGUUUUAAAGUCAUCUUGACCUUUUAUCAAGUCAAUUUAAGUGUAUUCCUAUAUGAUUUUUAUCAACUAGAACCCCUGCUUCAAAAAUUUGAAAGGAAUAAAAAUUUAUGAGCUGAAAAGGAUAGAUUUUACUAUGCGUAUGAAGUAUUAAAAAAUUCUAAAUAUUGAAAAUUAAUUAGAUGGUUCGAAGCUGGAGCCAUUAAUGUUUCUGGUAGCUCGGGCUUCAUCUAACAGGGUAAGCUUGACUUAAACUCCGCCAAAAUGUCAUUGCUCCAGAUUCCGGCUCCCCAGCCAUGGCCACAAUACCAAUGAAUUUUGCAUGACGUAAAUGAUGAUUGUGAUAUGCACAAGGUAUCUUUUUCCAUGCAAUGAAAUAAUCUAACAAUUAUCCAAAAUUGCCCAGCAUGGCAUUAUUGGUUUUUCAUGUUCAAUAUUCAUCUAUUAAUAAAUAGCCACGAUGGUCCAAAGUUAAUUAAAAGCUUGGCUGCCAAAUAAUUCGACCUAAAAUCAGGUCGAAAAAUUGUGUCUAGAAAAUCGGCUUAGUAUCUGGAAAAUACAGUAUAUCUAAAAGACAUGGUUAGUGUGGUUAUACCCAUGAAGUUGAAGUUCCUCGAAGUAUUUUGCCAACUGGUACUAUUAGUAUUUUUGUUCUUAUUUGGCUUGUAAUGGCCAAUAUACAUAGUAUACUGCAGUCCUACAGUUCGCAGUCGGCACCAUGCAUAUUUAUGAUAGUAUUUUUCACAAUGUUUUGUGUCAAUUUAUUAUUAUAUAUAUUUCUUUUGUAAAUCUAUGUAAAACUUAUAAUUUAAUGUGUAAUUAGGUGGUGGGUUGUUCAGAUAUGGCAGUUUAUUUUCCUGACUGAGCGUUAUAUUGUAUAUUUCAAGCCGGUGUUUCUGAAACGGGGGUUUGUGAAAAUUGUACAUGUUUCAAGACUUGUUCUCAGAAAUCUCAUUCUUUUUUUUGUUUUAUGAAAUUAAGGCAUUCACCCAGUGUGCGGUUGCUCUGUUAAGUAAAAAUGCAUAAUUGCGAGUUUAUCACAUUACAUUUUCGCUGAAUAAGACCUUUAUUUAUCCAUAACCAGUCUGUGGCUGCUUUAGCGAUUUUGAAAGGCUCCACAAAGAGAAAAAAAGGUGAAAAAAUACUGUUUUAAGAAUUCAAGCCCUUUUCAGGGUGAAAAUUUGAUUAUACAAUGAACCAGUGGCAGUGUUUAUCAGCCUUUUUGGUUUGAAGAUAAAUUAAAGCUCAAUUCAAAUUCCCAUUUCCAUAUAGAAUAGUAUAUUGUGAUUUGUGACCCACUCUGUUAAAAAGUGUAAGACAUUGAAAGAUUUAAUAGUGUCGUUUAAAAACUCCCAAGUGGCAAAUUGAAAUUUCAACAUUUUGACAGAGGCUUCAUUACUAAGCGCUGGCUUAUGUAACUAAUAAAAAAAAAAAUUUAUUACAUGGAAUGCAAAUGGGAUAUCUUGUGUUGAAAUUUAUAUAUUAUAUUGGCUAUCCUAUUGUUUACUAAAUGCAAACCUCCCUUUUAAAAAUCCGUAUAUACGCUUGGUGCCUAGGAUCUUAUUAUAUGCCAAAUUAAUUUUGUUGUAUAACGCUUUCUGGGGGGGCCAUCGACCAUUGGUUACUUAAUUGUCUGGAUUCGUUUUAUGCUCGGUUUUUGAGCAGCAAUUUGUGAUGACAAGUUUAUAUUGUAGAAAUUUUGAAAUAUUUAGAUCCAGUGCUAGUAUAAAUGUGAAAACUUUGGUGCUAUUAUAGCAUGGGAUUGGCCCAAGCUUGUUUUUUAACGAGAGGCAUACAUUUUCCAUCCCUAAUGGAUAUCACUUAUUUUUAUACAUUAUAUUUAGCCAUUAAUGCUAUGGAUCUGACCCUAACCCAAAUACAGUAGAACUCAGACAGCGCCUGCGUAGCUGACAUAAUGGUGGUGGACCUCAAGACAUAAUAUUAUCAAAAUUCCCAAUAAAUGAUUAUUUUUGUUGUUAAUUUGGUUUCUGUGCCGCAAGCAAAUGUUAUGAAAUGAAAAUUAUUUAUUUAUAAGAAAUAUCAGAAUGUCUCUGAUAUUUGAAAUUUGUACAAAAAAUUUCAAUUUAAUAUUGACUAUUACUGGAUGGAGUGUAAUUUAGAAAAUAUCUGAGCAUCGUCAAAAUGCCUCAAAACUUUAUUAAACAUUUGAUCAAUAUACACAAUAUGUGCUUGAAAUUGGCCCAAUAUUUUGAAUUUAAAUCCAUGUUAAAUAGAUUUUUCCCUGGAGAGUCUAGGUACCUGUAAAUUGAACCUUGUAAAUUUUAUUGUUUUGAAAGCUAGUAAAUGUCAUAAAAAAAUGAUUGAUGACCUGUAUUCGAGCGCAUUUUCUAAGAAAACAAUUAGAGGUCUCGAGAAGAGUGCUUUUAAUGAAAACAUUUUUUUUUGCACCAGACGGUGGUAUUUUUUAAUGGAUCAGGUCGUCUUAAAUUUCAAUUUCCUAUUUUUGCUUUAUUUUUCUCAAUUUAGGUAGAACUGAGGGUAUAGAAUAAAAUAGAUGCUGCUCUAUCCUUUCCUUAUUUAUGCCUGACCAAUGAAGCUUAUUUUUCACUUUGUUGGUAUCUCAGUUUGGUAUAGAAAUGUAAUAUAGAGGGUUUCAAGACAAUAGGGCGAAAUUUGAAUUUUGAAAUAAUUUUAUGAGGAAAAAUUAUGAAGAAAAAUCUGCUUUUUGAGCUGUUUUAUUAUUCAAAGUUUGAUGGCAUAUUUACCAAAGUUUCAACAAAAGAUUAAAGAUGCUGGUAGUGCCCUUUUGAGUUGAAGCCCUUGGAUUAUUAUUGUGAAUUUUUUCAUGCAAUUUGCUUGUAGUUAUUAAGCUGAUAUUAUUAAUGUUUCUUAUAAAUGAAAUUAGUUAUUUGAAGAUAUUGUUGUAUUUGAAGGGUUCAAGCUAAUCUGACCAUUUUUUCGAAUAUCAGUUUUGGAUAAUUAUUCUGCUUUUCAGUAAAACAUUGUUUUUUUUAUGUACAUUCAAGCAAGGGCAAACCACAGAAUUCGUAUUUUAUGCUUGCUCCAUGUUUGGCCCAUUUUCAUCAAUUUGUACCAGAAUGUUUAAUGGGUCCACUCUACUUUGGUACAGUUCCGCAAAUCACAACCCUAAAAUCAAUAUUAGUGUAAUCAGUUUGCUAUAGCGUGAAGUUUGCCUAUAUGUGUCGCCUGACAGGUGUCAUAUCUUUACUCGGCCUGAACUAGUUCAUAUUGAUUGAGGGUAAUUCAAAAUGUUUCACCCUAACUCUAGCAGGGAUCCACUUAAUAUUAAUGAGGUAGAUCUCAUGCGUAUAGUACUAAGUAACUUGAGAUAGAUCUCACUCUAUAGUACCAGCUUAUGAGUGGUUUAUGAGAUCUUACGCUAUAUGGUGGUAGACCCCACGCUCAUAGUACAAGCUUGAAGUAGAUCUUACUCUAUAGCACUGCACACUCCGAGUUUAUUUGUGUAUUAUUCCCUGCAAGGAUGAAUUUAUCAUCCUUUUAUUUUUCAUUUUUUUGGUUUUCAAGGUAGACCAAGUACCAAAGUAGACAAACCCAUUCUUACAACAGCACUAUAGUAUUGUAUUUAUUAUCCAUGCAUGUAUUGGUCUCUAAACUGAAUCCGCUUAAUUUUUAGA